GUUAUUGUUGAUGAAAAUUAUAAUGGCUGACUAAAGUUUGGUAUAAUUUAUAAAUUGGUAAAUUGCCGUAAAAAGUCGUUUUGUUUUGCAUUAAUUUGUUUAGAAAAUUGUGUUAAACUAAUAUUGGUAGAUAGUCUAUAUCUAUUGGAAAACGUCGAACUCGUGAUGUGUAAACCAUAGUGUUUGUGUAUGAAAUACAACUGAAUUUGUGUGGAGCCAUAUUUAGGAAAAAUGUCCAGAAAACAACACGUUUAAAUGAAGGACUCCGCGUAUUAAGAUAUGGGAUGGCCAAACGGCUUAAUACAAUCCGUAUUGUAAACCAACAAUGGAUCCAGUUGGUCCAUGGUCAGCAUACGCCUCGUACAAUCGAUUGACGGGAGUGCAAGCUGCCGGCGGGGCCGAAUUACACCAUCUCACCCCCGGUACGCCCGCCGGUGCACCCCCGACAACCACAGCAACUUCGUUGAUAUCGGGCGGAUUCUUAUCGCCCCCUCCUGUGGGUUAUGAAACUGUUUUUAGUCCCCUAUUUCAUCAUGCCGGCACAAAACCGACCGCACACUACGUUACUCAAGUUACGCAACACAGACAAGCUUUGGCCCAAGCACAAGCGGCGUCGAAACAUGCGACCGAAGGGGAAUAUCACCAAGGACAAGCGUUUUUUGAACCCGGAACACCUGCCUGGCAGCAAAACAGUCCAUUUGGUAUUUUACCUCACGAAAGUGUAGUACCAAGUACAACUGCAGCUGCCCAAAGUCUGAAUCACUUAAAUACCCAACUGACGGCAGCUAAAAAUGUAACGACGAGAGCGCAAAGUCCGCAAAUAACAAAUGCAUCUGUUAAGGUCACAUCACAAACGAAUGCUGCAAAUUUCUUCCAAGUUCCUGUUACUUUCGCCAGUGCAGAGGCCGCAAACAAAUUUGCGACUACAAAUGCUUCCAAUUUGCAGCAGUCGUGCAUUGUUUCUUCUUCAUCUAUAUCUUCAACCUCAAAAGAUUACCGAGUACCUCCGGCAACGAACCGUACAGCCUUUCUACCUUCACCCACACCUUCUAGACCGGGGGAUAAGUCGUUUGUGCCGCCUACUAAACAAACUCAAAUACAAACUAAAGCGCAAACCAAGAUUUAUCCCGAGCUGAGUAACCACGCAGACCGGCAACGAAAUGCUCCGUCUGACGAAACUCAGAACCAACCUUCUCCUGUCAGUUUUUCGAUUAUGGACGCUUCCAGUCGUUUGAGUUACGCCAGCAACAUCUCGUCUGUGAAAAGACCCCAAUUUCAGCAUUCCACUAAUUAUCGCCACUACCAACCCGGUAACAACACGGAGCCGGAUUUUCAACGAUCAAAAGCGGGUACCGACUACAGUAAUUCAAAUGGACCAGAUUGCAAUGUGGUGGUACCUAGAAGACCUAGUCCGUUACAGGCCCAUUCGCAAGCUUCCCCGUUGGGUCACGCGCCUAGUCCUGCAUAUCCUAUGUAUAACAGUCCAAUGAAUUCAAUGUCUUCUCCGCAGCAAAGUUCAAAUCAUGUAACGCCUCCUUCCCCAUUAGAUGUAACAGUUUCGCGGCCUAAUUCUCAGAGUGGUAAUGUGGCCUAUCCGUCAGUAAUCACACGUGCUCUUAAUACAGAAAAAAAUUUCCCAGAUCGCUACGAUCGAUCAGGGCCUAAUGCGCAAACGCAAAGCUGUUGGGAGGACAGGCAGGUUCAGCAAAGAAAGUUUCAACCUUUAAAUAGCUACAACGUGACUCCGACUAUUGAAUCAGCUCGCCAAAUGGAUCUGUCGCGGGGGGAUCAAACUCAGCAAAGAGCCUCGCUAACAAUUUCAGAUAGGCAGCCAUACUUCGAUUCAACGCACCAGGUUCCGUUACAAGAUCUGUCAAGCUGUAGAGGUGAUCCUAUGAGUUUAGUCAAAAACCUGCAACAUCAGCAAAGCUGUCAGAUACAGCAACAAAUUUCUGACAUCAAGCAAGAGACAAAGGCCCCAAAUAAACGGAGAAAAAGUAGCGAUAAAAUGGCACCUUCUACAAAUAAUACCUCCCCUGCUGCCAUGACGGAAUACUUUGCAGGGCGGAUUCCCCCUCCAGCUCAUAGUUCGGCCAACCCUCAACAACAAAAUGGCACCUACUUUGAUUUUGAUCGCUGGAAUCUACCUCCAUCUACAACCAAAAUGUUUGCAUCACAAGCAAUGCAUCAACAGCAUCAGGGUUUAAUGGUUCCUCAUCCGCACCCUCACCAUCCACCACCACCUUUGCCUUAUUUCGCACCAUUCCAUUUAGCGCCACAUCCUGGUGAAUAUCCCACAUCAGUAGAUACCACCAUGAUGGCCACUUAUAACGAGCAACCUCCUCAACAUGCAUCCUCGCAAUUUUUGCAACAGGAAGAACCUAAAGUGGUUGUACCGAAUAUUGAGGAGGAGUUAAACUUUCUCUCGGAAGGUACCGGCGGCGUCGUUUCCUCAGGUCAAACUCAACCGACAGCACGCCCGCCGACCGUUAAAUCUGAUAAACCCACCGGACCUGGAGCCGGUUUUAUGAACAGCUACCUAAAAUUCUUACAGGGCGAACGAGAUAGCUCGCCUCCGCCAAUGGUCAAAGGUGCUCGCAAGCAAUCGUGGUCGCGCGCCAAACCCGCCCAGCCAGAAGAAAGAAAAGAUGAAGUUAACGGAAUAGUGAGUCAACCACCUCCCCCACCACCUACAACGACGCGUCUCUCACAGGGCGACCCUCAAGACGAUCCCAGAUAUUUUCCGCUUCCGAAGGAGCGCAAAAGAAACUGCUUCGACAGUUCCGAUGACGGUUUUAGCUCUGACGAGGACUUGUUCAACAAAAAGGUGGCACUUAUUGUCAAAAACGAAUUGACUAAAGAAAAACCUAUGCGGAAAGGACGACCGUCGAAACCAAGGCGGUCGACCGAUCGCAAACGGGCGAGGCAGAAACUGAGAGACGAGGAUCACGAAAUAAAAGCCGAUAUCGGACCGGUCGACAAUUUGCCAAGGCGAGAAUCGACAAAGAGGGCGGCGAAAGAAAAAAGCAACUUUCAGCAGUUAAUGGCGAAGCAAGGUGACGAAGAUCUGGAAGAACCGGCAGAAUUUAUGGAUUCCGAUUCUGAUCCGGCUUGGACGCCACAAGCACGCGACGAUAUGGAGGAAGAGCUGAUGCAUAAACGACCACGAAAAUCAAAACAAGCUUCCAGAAAGCGGGCCUCACGAAAUCUCAUUAGCGCGGCAGCGCAGGGGGCCGGAAUUCAGGUGGCGGAUAGUUACAACGAAAUGAUCGGCCAAAUGAAACAGCAAAAGCCGGCAGGUGCUAACCAACCACUUCUACCGCCGCAGAAACAAAGUGUGGCUCCCACGCUUGAAGAUAACAUUGCUGCGGCUGUGGCGCAACAGAAUAGCGUUAGCAGUAAUGUCGGCGAUGACAAUCCUUUUAAGCCGGGCGAAUUUUUGGUAAUAAAAAAUGAACUUAACGAAGAGUGGCCCGCCAUUUGGAGAGUAGACGGCAAAACACUUUUACAAAAAUACGAACCGUUUGAACAGGGUGGUCAAACAUUGUAUAGGAAUAUAUCUACAUAUACGUCGUGGACAGCCGAUAGUAAGAAGCAAUACAUACCGAUUCCUGUAAAAUAUAGAUCACAAGGGCAACUAGAAACUAUCGUCGAAUUUUUACGAAACGAAUUAGUAGUAAUUGAUCAAGAAUUUCUAGAAAAAGCGAUGACCGAAAGCGAAGUCUACCAGGAUAAUUUCGAGGUAUACAUUCAAACGUUAAUUUCGCAAGCGCUCGAUAGCAAUUUCUUAAUGGAAAUUUUCCAAGAGCAAGAUGAAUAUUUUCUUACAAAUGUACAGACCAUAGAUGAUAUCACCAAUAACAAAAAGCAGAAGAUGAUAACAUUACUGAAAUGGCCUAAUCCCGUCCAAGUAGCUGUCAGUACAUGGCCUUGCUUUAAUGUUAUAAGGGAGCUAAAUGCGCUAGACUCGCAACUGAGGCCUUGUGGGGCAUGCUUAAAGCCUGGCGUUUCCGUUCGGGUUCUAAUGUAUGGGCAACCUUAUAAUGCUACAACCUUAGAAGGAUGUCAACCUACUUCUCAAAUACUUGAAAAGGAUUUUCUUAUGUGUCGAAUAUGUGCCAGUCGUGUAGAAUUAUUUAAUAAAAUAACGCAUCAAAAGUAUUUGAUGUACGUCGAAUGUGCCAAGAGAGUCGCCGAAAAAAGAGCAACUGAUCCUCACAAGGAUACCACUUGCAUUCUUAACGAACUUCUCGCUGACGAAUUUUGGCUUACACAACUAUUUUGUGAUGUUCGCAAAUCAUGGGCGGAGGUGGACUGUUUGGAAAAUAGCUAUAGGUUAAAAAAUGAUGUACAGUGAAAUCGGUAACAAGUUAUGUUGUGUUGUGAUUCAGAACAUUUACAUGAAAAUUAGUCUUGUAUAUUAUGGUAUCAAGAGUUUAUAUAAAUCGUAUUAUAAUGUAAUUUUAGAAAAGAAAAGAAUACAUAUAGUACAUCUUUUUUAUUAAA
Molecule: messenger RNA, 4506 nt
Organism: Photinus pyralis (common eastern firefly)
Lineage: Eukaryota; Metazoa; Arthropoda; Insecta; Coleoptera; Lampyridae
Exons: 11
Coding region: 326-4357 (1343 amino acids)
Cellular component (GO): nucleus
Source: RefSeq, a predicted model, not a curated record